AGAAAUUGGAGUAGUUUUGAUGUAUUUGUAGGAAGCAUGGCAAGUAUUUUUUUAAUGUAAGAUCCGUAAUUUGUACCAAGUGAGCUGACAAAUAAUUAGGACGGAUGUUUGUGAACAUGACUUAAAUUGACAGAAAUGCAAGAUUAUGCAGUUAUUCUCAGUUCAAAAGUGACCAUGCAAGAAAAUGAUCAUAAAUCGGCAACUGACGGGCGGUCGCCAUCUUCUAGAUGAGUUUUUCUUCUUUCUUGUGGAAUUUAUUUUAUUAAAAUAAUGUGCGUUUAUACUUGAAUACGUAGUGCUUAUUGGCGUAAAAAGGAUCCCAGUACUUUGAAAAAUACCCUGGAUCCGAAAAAGAGGUAUGUUUUGUUCCUGUGGGUACAUCGUUCAGCGCAACAUUUUAGGUGUGCAUAACUUCGGGAGAACAGUGACAAGCUCCGUAAUAUUUUAUUAUAAUUUAAAUUGUGUGCAUUAUGUGGGUUAUUAUACCCUAUAUAAGCAGCGUAGAAUAUGAUAGAAGUGCAUCGUUUAGGAUAGCUUCUCAGUAGUUGUGUUUAUAAAGAAGAUAACCGUUGAAAUGUGAGACGAAAUCAAGAUCUCGCAGUGAAGGAAGCAAUGAAUGUCCGAAACAAACUUCAUCUUCAGAUUACAGAUGGAGCAUUGCGCAAAACAGGGGGGAUGACUGAGAACCGCUGGACCUCGGGAGGUGGAGGUGCUGGCGUGAAGAUGGAGCACUUCCAGCCGGCCCUGGACCCCAGGAAACAGGAACUGCUAGAGGCACGCUUUCUCGGAACCAGGGGAUCGGGCGAAUAUUCCUCCGCGAACAGCAGCUGCCCGCAAUGCCCUAGCCGCUGCGGGAUGCCUACAACUACCGCCCCAGGGGUAGACUGGUCGACUGUGGGUGCUGGAGGCGGCAGCGGUAGUGGAGGCGGCAGCAACAGGGACCGACAAACCAACCAGCAGAUGUCAGCUGGGUCUCAAAUUCAGAUGGCACCACAGGCAACUGUCAAUUCAGGCCAGCCAGUUCAUAGUCAGGACUCCAACAUGAGUACAGGUUCCUCUCAUAGUGAUAAAGAGGUGGACCCAAACACUCCUGAGAAGAUCUCCCGCACACCCUCGGAAAGGAAGCGCAAGCGUAAGGGAGAUGAUGGGGGAGGGGGGGUGGCAGGGCCUGUGGGCGGUGCUGGAGGAAAGGGUGCUCGCACGGGAGACAACAAGAAGAUCAACGAGUACUUCCCCAAACAUGCGGGUACCAGCCCCAUUCGACACGGUGGCUCAAAGAGCCCUUCCCCGCAGGCAUAUCCCAUGUACCCUCCCUCCCCCCAACAAGCACUGCUGCCGUCACCUCAGACACCAGGCGUUCAGUCUGUUCCGCCAGAUUUCUCAAACCUCAUGCAUCCGCCCAGGCCCCCACCAACCAUGAUCAGCAAACAAGUACAGACGGAGUUAACGUGUCAGAGGAUACAGGAAUUUGAAACGCAAGCAUCAUCUGAUCUGGAACUCCGAAACAACAAAAUAGAUGAGCUAAAUAGAACGACGGAGGAACUGAGGCACCAGCUGGCAGCCCAGCAAAAGGUGAUCGAGCAACACAAGUCUCAUAUCAACAAGUGUAUUGAUGUGGUCAAAAAACUGCUCAAGGAAAAGUCCAACAUUGAGAAGAAGGAGGCACGGCAAAAGUGCAUGCAGAAUAGGUUACGGCUAGGCCAGUUCGUCACGCAGAGAGUAGGUGCAACGUUCCAAGAGAAUUGGACUGAUGGUUAUGCAUUUCAGGAGUUGGCAAGGCGGCAGGAAGAAAUUACAGCGGAGCGAGAAGAAAUCGACCGACAGAAGAAAAUGCUGCUCAAGAAGCGGCCGUCAAAUAGUGAGACUGCGCGCAAACGGAGUAACACUCAGCAGCAGCAGCAACAACAGCAGCAACAGCAACAACAAGGGCAGGGUUCGGCUAUCCUGCACAACGGCACUGACGCCACGUUCCUGAAACCAGACGCUAUCCCAGGAUUCUCGUGGCAAGAGUACUAUGAGGCUGACGAAAUUCUUAAGUUGCGGCAGAGCGCACUAAAGAAAGAGGAUGCAGAUCUUCAGCUGGAAAUGGAAAAGCUGGAGAGGGAACGAAACCUACACAUCCGCGAGCUCAAGAGGAUCCACAACGAAGACCAGUCCCGCUUCAAUAACCAUCCGGUCCUCAACGAGCGCUACCUCCUGCUCAUGCUCCUAGGCAAGGGUGGCUUCAGUGAAGUGCAUAAGGCUUUCGACUUGAAGGAGCAGCGCUACGUUGCCUGCAAAGUGCACCAACUGAACAAAGACUGGAAAGAGGACAAGAAGGCUAACUACAUCAAACAUGCGUUAAGGGAAUACAACAUCCACAAGGCACUGGAUCACCCUCGUGUGGUCAAGUUGUACGACGUGUUUGAAAUUGAUGCCAACUCAUUCUGUACAGUGCUGGAAUACUGUGAUGGUCAUGAUUUGGACUUUUAUCUCAAACAGCACAAGACUAUUCCGGAGAGAGAAGCACGGUCCAUUGUGAUGCAGGUUGUAUCAGCACUCAAGUAUCUCAAUGAGAUAAAACCUCCAGUCAUCCAUUAUGACCUUAAGCCAGGUAACAUACUCCUAACGGAAGGGAAUGUUUGUGGUGAAAUAAAAAUAACUGACUUUGGACUGAGUAAAGUGAUGGAUGAGGAAAACUAUAACCCCGACCAUGGAAUGGACUUGACCUCGCAAGGAGCUGGUACCUAUUGGUAUCUGCCCCCAGAAUGUUUUGUGGUCGGAAAAAAUCCUCCCAAAAUCUCAUCCAAGGUUGACGUCUGGAGUGUAGGGGUUAUUUUUUAUCAGUGUCUCUAUGGCAAGAAGCCUUUCGGACACAACCAGUCUCAAGCCACCAUCUUGGAGGAGAACACAAUUCUCAAGGCCACUGACGUGCAGUUUGCCAACAAGCCCACAGUCAGCAAUGAAGCGAAGAGUUUCAUCAGAAGUUGCUUAGCAUAUCGCAAGGAAGAUCGGAUUGACGUGUUCUCCCUGGCUAGGCACGAGUACCUGCAGCCCCCGAUGCCAAAGCAUGGUCGACAGGCGAGCAACCAGCAGCAAAUCCAACAACAAGCACAGCAGCAACAGCACAUACAGCAACAACAGCAGCAGCAACAACAGACCUCAUUCAGUACUGGAAUGUUCAGUGGCAUGAAUGCGUCCAGCUCCUCCUAGUGACCAAGGAGGCGACGCAGCGAUGUGGCCAUGAGAAAGAACCUGGCUUCCCGUGCGGCCUCUAGCGGAACGUUCUCAGCCUAACCUGGCAGCAUGUGUAACUCCAUCUCCUGCAGAAGGCAGCAUUUAUUAACCUGGCAGCAAAGAAGUAUCAGUUGAUUAGAGUGUAAGAUGAAUUCAGGGUCAUGUGGAACCAUCUUGUCAAAAUCAACAAAAGGCAGAGUGAUCAUUUGAAAUACUGCACAUUGUUCUGAUUCUACUCCUUGAGAUUAUGCAGUAUAAAGUGACACCAGCUUUCGGUUGGUCUUGGCUCUGUGGCUCGCUGGCUGGAAUGUGGGGAUGUGACCCAUAGUUUCAUCUCGAGCCCACAUCCAAAAAUUACCUCCAGAAAAUAAAUGCAUCUUAAAGUGGGUAGUAUUACUUCUUGACAGUGACUGGCAGGCCGCUCCAGGGUACAGUACACUUCAUCCAUUUUCUGAAGCAAGCGUCACCAUUGCUGUGUUGCUUUCCAGUUUGAUCAGUGUUUCAUUUCAAAGCAGAAAACAAACAAAUUAAACAGCCCCCUUCUUGAGUUUAGACGGCAGUGGCCCUGGACUAUUCGAUAUAAAGAUGGUGAUCGAAAUCGGUGCUUAAUUCCCAAAGUGAACCUAGAUUGUGCUGCUGUGCCAUGGAUUGAGAGACAUUCGCUUAACCAUUGUGCAGCAUCGAUGAAGUUCCUCGUUAAAGAGCGGCAGUGUGGCUGCUUGAUGGCAGUAGGAGACAGAGGCCUCUGGAAGGGGCAUACUGGAAAGGUGGUGAGGGGGUCUCCCAUGUGUACAUAUAUUAAUGUUACCUCCUCCCCCCUUGCCUCCAUGACGGGAUGAUCGGCUUUUAUUGACCAGUGAAACGUCAUCUGAUCUAACAUCACCAAACGAAGAAGGAAGAAUCGGACAUGAGGUGACGGAAAACACUUACUGUCCGGUGACUUUGGUUUUUUCAUCUUCUGUACGAUGCUCGCGGAAGUAGGGAUGUGUUUGUUUUGUUAUUCCCCCCGUGUGUGGAAGAGUAAUAUGGAGACAAUUAUAAUUAAUAAUAAAAGUGAAACUUAUAAAUACGUAGUGUAAAGCUUUAGAGAACAUACACGGAAGGAAGAAGUACGAGCGAGCGAACUGACCCCCUAGUGUGUGGAAGUAUUCCGUGAAUAUUUCAACACUUCCCCCCCCCCCAACUCUCUUUUCUCUCUCUCCUGCUGAUAAUGCUUUCUGCUUCCAUCGUUGACCGCAUGUGUACAGUCAACUAUUUUUGUCUGGUUUUUUUUGUACCAUUGUAAUUAUGUUGAUUUCCUAAAGGAUCACUUUUUAUUAUCAGAAGAAUCUGGAAACUAUAGCAGUCCGAAGGAAUGAAAUGGGAGAAACAGCAAAGGCAACUGAAAUUUAAUCAAACAUUUAAUCAUAUCCUUAUUUUCUCCUCUUUUUUGAUAGAAAAUAAUAAGGCUAUUGUAAGUUAUUUUUAAAAGUGACCUUGCUGGAAUGCUUUGUAACAUAUACUGUUGUUGUGAAUGAAACCAGACGGGAGGAUCAAGGUUCAAGCCAAGGGCUUGCACGCAAAUUGUUUUACUGGUUCCAAUUGCUAGGCAAGAGUGAAUGAAUGCGUGAGAGUGGGUGUGUGGUGUGUGCAUGGUCAACAUGUCGCCAAGCGGCAGACGUACAGACUGGUGUAGUGUACAGCUGAGGCUUCAGUGUGAUGAGAAUAUAUAAGUCUGACUGGUUCCGUGAUACAGCACUCGUUUCUAAUACCUCCUCAAACCUAGGCUUGGUAGAAUUUUAUUUAAAUGCUAUAGUAUCCUCAUGUAAGAAUGAAGUGGCAUCUCCGACUGUAUGGUGCUAAGACGAACAACAAAUUGUACCAAGUGUAAUCUUUGCUCAUUGCUUUAACUCCAUUUGUAAUGGUUGAGCCUUACGUGUUCUUUGGUCUCUGUCCAAAUGUAUGGCAUAUAUUAGGCUGUCAAGUUUAAUUGUGCUCUCUUUGUACAAAGCACUGGUUACUCAUUGCCAAAUAAAAUACAAAUUGAAAGUUCUUU
Cryptotermes secundus is the source of this 5251-nucleotide messenger RNA. RefSeq names its product serine/threonine-protein kinase tousled-like 2. The transcript has 17 exons. Gene Ontology annotation, biological process: chromosome segregation; peptidyl-serine phosphorylation; intracellular signal transduction. Bases 613 to 3192 code for a protein of 859 amino acids. Gene Ontology annotation, molecular function: protein serine/threonine kinase activity; ATP binding. The record is from RefSeq and is a predicted model, not a curated record. NCBI's taxonomy places the organism in Eukaryota, Metazoa, Arthropoda, Insecta, Blattodea, Kalotermitidae. Gene Ontology annotation, cellular component: nucleus.